Molecule: messenger RNA, 2312 nt
Organism: Conger conger (European conger)
Lineage: Eukaryota; Metazoa; Chordata; Actinopteri; Anguilliformes; Congridae
Product: proline-rich protein 7-like
Exons: 3
Coding region: 545-1216 (223 amino acids)
Source: RefSeq, a predicted model, not a curated record
AGGCGGGACCUGCCCACAUUGCUAUACUGGCUCGAGUAGGAGGCGAGUUGAUAGGACUGACAGAAGGAGCCCACGCUAAGUGAAGUUGUGUGGUGGAGGUGAACACGAGAAACAUGUGGGUUUAGUUUAUUCGCAGAUUCUGCUGAUGUAACUAUCCAACGGAAUUGUCACUGGAGAGCACCAGGAACUGCUGCCAGCGUAUUGGACCCAAGCAGGCAGAGGUGGUAGGAGCACUGACCACGCCCGGAGUGGAGAGUGGGGAGCCUGACCAAGCAGAGCGCGGGGUGGAUGGGCUGCAGUGUAGUGUUACUCCAGAGGCUAAUAAUAAGGAGUGAACACGCACACACUUUUACAUGGACCCAGAGCUCUGUCUCCUCUCACAGUAACUCUGUGAAACUGAGGCAGUAUCCCAGGAGCACGUGCUCUGCGUCCUGGGGGAGGCGACAUCGAAUGUAACCGCAGCGUGCCGCGCCAGUGGAAUGUGGGAUAGACCCCCGUCUCAUCUCCAGGACGACGGCAUCGCCGUGAGGCUAGGGGCGGGGCCAUGGUGAUGUCACAGGGCACCUAUACCUUCCUGACCUGCUUCGCAGGGUUCUGGCUGGUGUGGGCACUCGUGGUGCUUCUCUGCUGCUUCUGUAACUCCCUGCAGCGCAGGCUGAAGCGCCAGAGGGAGAGGAGGCUCCGCCAACACAUCCUGGACACGCCCCCUGCUGGGGAGCCCCCGCACGGCACCGCCCCUCCCCCCGCCCAACAGGGGAGCUGGACCGCGGCACCAGAUCUUUCCGGAAAGCCCCCGAGCUACGAGGACGCCGUGCUGAUGGAGGACCCCCCACCCCCCUACAGCGCAAUCCUGGGUGACGCCCGUGGGGGAACGUGCCCCGAUCCCGAGGGAAGGACACCCAGAGAGCCGGAGAGCUCCGAGACCAGUAAGCCGGCCCCUGACAGCAAGCUUUCCAAGCGGGCCGGGCGGGGCUACUCCUCUGUCAUACAUCUCCCCACGGCUGUACACUGUGAAUCCAGAGGCCCACUCCUCUCCACCCUGGAGCUGAACUGCAACAACCUCCCCAACCGCGGUCUCGCACCUGGGACCAUGUCCAACCCUGUCCUCGCCCCUGGGACUACGCCCACUGACCUCAGACUGGGCCCACCCCUGCUGGACCGUACCUACGCCCUGCCUACUGCCUUUCCUGUUUUUGGAAGGAGUACGGCAGUGUGACUGACCCUUACUGUGGGACUGACCCAGACAUACACUGUCACACACACAAACAUACACACACUUACCAUUUUUCUCUCUCUCUUACACACACACACACACACACACAGUGGUUUAUAGGAUCAAUAUAGCACAAUGUCAUUACAAACCAAAUCACCAAAAUAUAUGAAACAACAAAAGCUGGGUAUAUUAAUAAUAUAAGCAACAGUAUUUUAUAACUAUUUCUUCCUUGUAUUUUAUGGGCACAAUGGAAUGGUUUACAAAGUGGCAUCCACAAUAUACUUUGAACUUAUGAAAAUAUAUGUGCAACUGUGAAUUGGCUGAAAGCAUCAGUUUAGGCAAAAGUUCCUUAUCCAAAGGUUAGUAAGCGAGAGAAUGUUUUAGUUCUCUCAGGUAAGUGCCAAAUGAGACAGGGCUGGGAGCGUAUUCCUGUUAAUAAGCCUUCAGAACCACCGACAGCUGCUCAUAAUUUUCUAGACCUCUGGGAGUUGGCUUAAGGAUUUUCUUAAAUGUGAAAAAUUGCUAAACAUGGCCCAAUAUAUUUUGCAUGGCCAUGUUGUUGAGGUUCUUUUGAACCGUUUAUUUUAUCUUAAGUUCAGGUAUUGAAAAGUCUUUCCUGCUUCUCUCCUUUAAUCUCUGCCAUUGUGAAUCAGUCUUACUUCCACAGUAUUGAUGUACAAGCCUGUUGGCCUAUGGCACAUAUCAAGCGAUAGUGUGACACAGUGUUAACCUGUUGGAGGAGAAAUCCUCUCUCCUCUGCUCCUGAAGACCCACAGGAUUGGAUGGUUUUCAUUGUUACUCAGCACUUAAUUGAUCAAUUAAAGCACUAAUCAGCUUUCUUAAUUGGGUGCUGAUUUGCUAGCAGAUCCUGUGGCUUGCCAUGGCUGGAUUUAGAGACCCCUGCUAUAAAAAUGAGUUGUAAUUAAGUCAAUGAAAAAAUGCCACUAGCCCCCUGCACUGCACUUAUAAAGAUUUAAGCACUCAGCACAGUCUUGAUAUCAGGUUCUGAAAUAUGUAGAAAUGGCAUGUUUAAACUGUGAAUUAUACAAUGUUUUUUAUUUCAUAUUACAGUAAUUAAACAGCAUAUGACUAUACUAUA